CCAAACACCAAAUCCCGCGAAACCCACUUGCAAGGCCGCCGGCGCCUGCUAUUACUCGACUACCUCGGCCACACCGGAGACGCACGCGACUUGCCCCAGGACGAACUUUUCCUAUCCUCUCAAUGCUGCGCACAGCACUUCCUGGAGUCCCUCGCCGGGCCGGGCCCACAUGGGCGACGAUUGCCCUACGUUGUCGUCCAGCGAGGCCGAACAACCGUCAGUUCCUUUCGACCACAGCCGCACCCAAAAUGGCAUCCCCAUCACACGCGAAGGUUGUUGCGGAGCCCAACACACCCUCUACGACUUUCCAACUGCUCCCCGAGGCGCAAAAGAGCGGCGCGGCAGAGGAUGCAUUAUAUCGGGAAUCCGUGGAACAGGUCGAGGCCUGGUUCGCGUCGCCCCGUUUCGCGGGCAUCAAACGCGACUGGACGGCUGCCGACGUCGUGACAAAGCGUGGGUCUCUGCAUCGGUCGUACCCGAGCUCGACAAUGGCGCGGAAGCUCUGGGACUUGGUGAGCGAGCGCCAGGCCACCGGGCAGCCCAUCCACACCCUCGGCGCCAUCGACCCCGUCCAAAUGACGCAGCAGGCGCCGCACCAGGAGAUCCUGUACCUCUCAGGCUGGGCCUGCUCGUCGACCUUGACCUCGACCAACGAGGUGUCGCCUGACUUCGGCGACUACCCCUACAACACAGUCCCUAACCAGGUAGACCGCAUGUUCAAGGCCCAGAGCAUGCACGACCGCAAGCAGUGGUUCACCCGAUCGCAACUGUCGCCAGAAGAGCGCGCCAAGACUCCAUACGUGGAUUACUUUCGGCCCAUCGUCGCCGACGGCGACACAGGCCACGGCGGCUUGACGGCUGUCAUGAAGCUGGCCAAGCUCUUUGCCGAGAACGGCGCCGCCGGUGUGCAUUUUGAAGACCAGAUGCAUGGCGGAAAGAAGUGCGGUCACUUGGCCGGCAAGGUGCUGGUGCCGACCGGCGAACACAUCAACCGCCUCAAGGCGGCGCGCUUCCAAUGGGAUAUCAUGGGCACCGAGAACGUGCUCAUCGCCCGCACCGACUCGGAGAGCGGUAAGCUCCUGUCGUCAUCCAUCGACGUGCGCGACCACGAGUUCAUCCUAGGUGUCGCCGACCCGGCCAUCGAGAACCUAGCCGAGACACUUGCCGCCAUGGAGGCCAAGGGUGCAUCCGGCACCGAGAUCGACAUUUUCGAGGCAGACUGGGUCAAGAACACGAAGCUCGUUACCUUCGACGAGGCUGCUGUCGCCCAUUUCACCGCCAAGGGCGUCGACCAGUCCAAGAUCGCCGAGUACCAGCGCAAGGUCGCCGCCCACCGCGACAUCGGCAUCACGGCGCGGCGGAAGCUGGCCAGCUCCAUCACCCCAGACAGCCCAGUGUUCUGGGACUGGGACGUACCUCGCACGCGCGAGGGCUUCUACCACUUCCGCGCGGGCAUGGCAGCCGCUACCAAGCGCGCGCUCGCGUUCGGGCCGUACGCGGACCUGCUGUGGGUCGAGACGGGCGACCCGUCAGUCAAGGUGGCGACGGAGCUCGGGCGCGCGGUCCGCGCGGUGCAUCCGGGCAAGGGCCUCGUGUACAACCUGUCGCCGUCGUUCAACUGGAUGGCGCACGGCUUCACGCCCGCCACGCUGCGCAGCUUCAUCUGGGACCUGGCACGUGAGGGCUUCGUCGUCCAGCUCGUCAGCCUGGCGGGCCUGCACAGCACCGCCACCAUCACCAACGAGCUCGCCAAGAGCUUCAAGACGGACGGCAUGGCCGCCUACGUCGACCUCGUCCAGAAGCGCGAGAAGGCGCUCGGCGUCGACGUGCUCACCCACCAGCGCUGGAGCGGCGCCGGCUAUGUCGACGCCAUCCUCGGCGCCAUCCAGAGCGGCAGCUCCGGGAGCAAGAGCAUGGGCGAGGGCAACACCGAGGGCCAGUUUGACUGAAGGAAGAAUAGACGCGUGUGAGUUACUGGGUCAUGUAGCAUGGGAGCGGCGUUCUAUUUUUCUAUUUACUUAGUCAAGGGCUUUGUUGGAUUUGCAUGAAAGUUGGAGCUGGAUAUUUCGGAGCAUUUCCAGGGCAGACACGCACGAAUUUGCCAAGGUAGAAUGUGGUAGAGACUUGAGUUG
Messenger RNA from Lasiosphaeria miniovina, 2132 nucleotides. Its product is annotated as isocitrate lyase. Gene Ontology annotation, molecular function: methylisocitrate lyase activity; isocitrate lyase activity. The transcript has 2 exons. The record is from RefSeq and is a predicted model, not a curated record. Gene Ontology annotation, cellular component: mitochondrial matrix. NCBI's taxonomy places the organism in Eukaryota, Fungi, Ascomycota, Sordariomycetes, Sordariales, Lasiosphaeriaceae. Bases 123 to 1949 code for a protein of 608 amino acids.